UGUUUUUCAUUCAGAGAAUGAAAGAAUAUGCUUUAUCUUCCCCCUCCACAAAUUGAUUUGAGAAAGACAAACACAUAGAAAAAGGAAACUUUUUUAAACUGAGAGAGAGAAAGGAAAGGAAGGGGAAUGAAGGAAGAGUAUUCCUAAAGCAAAAACAAAAAGAAAGAAACCCCACAAAACUAAAUUUCCUUUCUCUCUCUUGUUAUAUUUUUGUUGUUUCCUUUUUCUCAUUUCAUUAAUUUGUGUGACUUUUGUUAGAUAAAAAAAUGGAGGGAGAAGUUGGAACAUCUUUAUUGAAAUGUGAAAUUCAAGGGAAUGGUAAAGAGGCAAGUGUUGUUGUUGUAAAUGAAUCUAAGUUUCCAUUGUCGUUUUGGGAGAUUGGGGUAUUUGGUGGUGUCGUUUUGAGUUAUGCAUUGGGUCUUGCUUGUGUGUAUCUUACCAUGCCUGCAUCAGAUUACAGUUUCCUUAAACUUCCAAGAAAUCUUGAAGAUCUUCAAAUACUCAGGGAUCACCUGGAGAGCUAUACCAGUGACUAUACUGUUCAGGUCCUUGUGGGAUACUGUGUAGUGUACAUUUUUAUGCAGACAUUUAUGAUCCCAGGAACAGUUUUCAUGUCGCUGCUUGCUGGAUCUCUUUUCGGAGUCUUAAGAGGUGUAGCACUGGUCGUGUUCACUGCUACUGCAGGUGCAUCAUCUUGCUAUUUCCUAUCCAAACUGAUCGGGCGGCCCCUCGUGUUCUCUCUAUGGCCUGAUAAGUUAACUUUCUUCCGUGACCAGGUGGCUAGAAGAAAAACGCGGCUGCUAAAUUACAUGCUUUUCUUGAGAGUUACACCGACACUGCCAAACACAUUUAUCAAUGUUGCUUCACCGAUCGUGGAUGUGCCUUACCAUACAUUCUUCUUUGCAACUGUCAUUGGGAUCAUUCCAGCUGCUUAUGUCACUGUCAGGGCUGGAAUAACUCUUGGUGAAUUGCAAUCAGUGGGUGAUCUGUAUGACAUGCAUUCUAUAGCUACUCUUUUCCUUAUCGGUCUUGUAACUGUUACGCCCACGUUGAUUGGAAACAAGAACUAACUACAGAGCUCAGCAGCAUCGGAAAACAUUGUGAAGUGCCGUCACUACCACUAACUUUCCUCGGCAUGACUUCGUUAUCUGUACAGAUUAGCAUUAGACAGUUGCAUUGUGCUCGAGUCUCAGCUGCAGAAAGUUACGGAGCUAUUGAAUUUGGUCCUGAAGCAUUUGUUUAGCUAUAAGUUGCAAAAAUAACCACAAAAAAAAGAAAAGGAAAAGAAUCUGAUGUCAUUUGAAUAUAUUGAAAUGUAAGAUCCAGUCAUGAUUCUGUAAUAGUUUAUUUGACAUGCUAGUGGGAGACAUCGCACUAGAUGUUAUAUUCAUUUGUUUCAUCUGUUUCCUUUU
This is a messenger RNA of Lycium ferocissimum, 1412 nucleotides long. RefSeq lists its product as uncharacterized. The transcript has 4 exons. NCBI's taxonomy places the organism in Eukaryota, Viridiplantae, Streptophyta, Magnoliopsida, Solanales, Solanaceae. Bases 267 to 1070 code for a protein of 267 amino acids. The record is from RefSeq and is a predicted model, not a curated record.